AUGUGGAAAUAUGUAACACGACGUUUGCGGGACACCCUUGAAAGAAGUGCUAACCAUUUUGAUAAACGCAGUUCUACCGGAGUUGUUAAAUUACCUAGUGGAUUGUCUGACGACAAUAAUAGAAAGAUUAAUUCACCUUGUUGUUGGUUUACAACUCGUAAGUGCUGGAAAUCGUACCAAAACGACAAUGGUACGAAGAGAAAAAGAAACUUUGAGCAUAUCAACAGCUCUUGGCUAGGUGCCAUUACUUGGAGCAGUGCCUUGGUAUUUGGCUGGUAUGCAGGACAGAUAGUCCACCUUAAGAUAAAAAAUCAACGCAAGCAGAAGAAAUUUGUGCCCACUACAAUCAAUUCACUUCUUGCUCAUUUGAGUUAUGCUCAGUACAAUCAAAAUGUCAAGAAGUUGGAUACUAUAUAUGAAAUUGAAAAUAAAGAUACAGCUGCUCCUGUUGUACAUUUAAUCUCAAAUGAGAACAGUGGAGAACAAGAGAAUGCUAGUAAAAGCUCGGAAAGCUCCAGCAAUGACUUGGGGGAAGUUCUUAAUUCUAUUGAAAAUAGGUUGGGCUUAGCUGCGAUUGAGAGUGGUCAACACAAGGAUGGCCUUAACUUAUUAAGAUCAGCUGCAAAUAGAAACCACCCUCCAGCACUUUACAAUUUAGGCCUGUGCUAUGAAAUGGGUUUGGGUGUGGAUAUUGAUGAGAAAAUUGCGAUGGAGUUGUAUAGAUCUGCUGCGGCUUUACAGCACCCUGGUGCACUCUACAAUCUGGGUAUCUAUUAUGGCCAAGGCCGUGGAGGACUUGCAAAAGACGUCAGUACAGCAACCCGCCUUUUACGGCUAGCUGCGGUUCAAGGUCAACGGGAUGCUAUAACAGCUCUUGCAAAACUAGAUAUUGACAUGAAAGAACCAACCUCUCCACAUGAGGAGGAUCACUGGGAGAAGAAAUAUAAUCCAUUAAUAGAAAAUGGCUGUAAUGUGCCAACUCAUUCUGCCUUGUUUGUUGGUAGUGUCAAGCCUAUAUCGAGUUACAAUUAUGAACCUAUUGUUUACUAA
Molecule: messenger RNA, 1050 nt
Organism: Leptosia nina
Lineage: Eukaryota; Metazoa; Arthropoda; Insecta; Lepidoptera; Pieridae
Source: the annotation of a GenBank genome assembly